This is a messenger RNA of Trematomus bernacchii (emerald rockcod), 891 nucleotides long. RefSeq names its product mitochondrial methionyl-tRNA formyltransferase (gene mtfmt). Gene Ontology annotation, cellular component: mitochondrion. The transcript has 7 exons. The record is from RefSeq and is a predicted model, not a curated record. Bases 1 to 891 code for a protein of 296 amino acids. Gene Ontology annotation, molecular function: methionyl-tRNA formyltransferase activity. NCBI's taxonomy places the organism in Eukaryota, Metazoa, Chordata, Actinopteri, Perciformes, Nototheniidae. Gene Ontology annotation, biological process: conversion of methionyl-tRNA to N-formyl-methionyl-tRNA; biosynthetic process.
AUGUGGCUGCUGGGCAGGACCGCGGCGCUGCGCUGCCUGCGGGCCGGGGGGAGACCCGCGGCCCGCAGGCUCUCCCCUCCGGACCCCCCUGGAGCUGCUGUUCUUCGGCUCAGACCACUUCGCUGUGGAGUCUCUGAAAGAGCUCCAGUGAAAGGGGGGGUGGUGGAGACCCUUGAGGUGGUGGUUUCUGCCGGGGGACGUCCGGUGAAGAGGUUUCGCUCUACAAACCAGCUCCCGUCCACAGCUGGCCCCCCACUCUCUGUGGAUGGACAGUUUGAUGUGGGUGGUGGUGUGUCCUUCGGCUGUUUGCUCCCCGAGAAGCUCAUCAACAAUGGGAUUCUGAAUGUUCACCCCAGCCUGCUGCCUAGGUGGAGGGGUCCGGCCCCCAUCUUCCACACCAUCAUGCAUGGUGAUGCUGUGACGGGGGUCUCCAUCAUCCAGAUCCGCCCUCACAGGUUUGAUGUGGGCCCCCUCCUCCAGCAGGAGCGCCAUCAGGUCCCUGAAGGCUGCACUGCAGACCAGCUGGAAGCGGCCCUCUCCUCUAAAGGAGCACACCUGCUGGUUGAUACCCUGAGGACUCUGUCUGAGAGAAUAGCUCAUAAAAGAGAGCAAAGCCAGAGCGGGGGAACAUUUGAUGAGAGGAGCAGAGCGGCCCCCGGCUCAGUGAGCUACCAGAAGGAGUCCGACACUCUGGCUGUGAGCUGUAAGGACGGCUGGGUGGGCUUCAGGUCUGUGGUCCUGAAGAAGAGGCUGACAGCAGGGGACUUCUAUAACGGCUACCUGCACCAGACCCUGCACAGGAAGUCAGCCUGUGACAUCACCAGAGCACUGUUCAUCACCAGGAAACAUGGAGGAGACGCAAAGGACAUGAGCGAGAACUCUACGUCGUGA